CAUGAUACACGUUUGGUACGUUUCGCAGUGACAAAAUCUCCUAAUUAACAAUAAAAAUUCACUCACAAAAUGACAAGCAAAGUGAAAACGCCUAAGACGAAGGAAAGCGCUGCGGAAGAUGCGCCGGUGGCUCUGAGGAAGAGGCCCUUCAAGAGACACGGACGUCUGUACGCGAAGGCUAUUUUCACCGGUUAUAAACGUGGAUUGCGCAAUCAACAUGAACAUACCGCACUGCUCAAAAUUGAAGGAGCUGGUACUAAAGCAGACUCUGAUUUCUACGUAGGAAAACGAUGUGUCUAUGUAUAUAAGGCUAAAAACAAGACUCCAGUACCUGGAAAGACCACAAAAAAAACAAAGGUUAGAGCUAUCUGGGGCAAAGUCACUCGUCCCCAUGGAGCAAGUGGAUCGGUACGUGCAAAAUUUAAGAGAAAUCUACCAGCCAAGGCUAUGGGUCAUCGUAUCAGAAUUAUGCUGUAUCCCAGUCGGAUAUAAAUUCAUAUUCUUGUAUAAUAUAAGGAAAUAAAUACCAUUUUGGUACUAAAAUAAA
Molecule: messenger RNA, 547 nt
Organism: Cataglyphis hispanica
Lineage: Eukaryota; Metazoa; Arthropoda; Insecta; Hymenoptera; Formicidae
Gene: RpL35A
Product: 60S ribosomal protein L35a
Exons: 4
Coding region: 70-492 (140 amino acids)
Biological process (GO): ribosomal large subunit biogenesis; cytoplasmic translation
Cellular component (GO): ribosome; cytosolic large ribosomal subunit
Molecular function (GO): structural constituent of ribosome
Source: RefSeq, a predicted model, not a curated record